AUGGCCUUCUACGCCGAGUCGUGGCUCACCGAGCUGUUGGUAGGCGUGUCGCUGGUGGUGGUGGCAGUGUAUGUGUGGUUCUCCCACUCGUACAAGUACUGGAAGAAGAAGGGCGCACCUUACCAGGAACCGCAGUUCCCUUUUGGCACUGCCAAAGAUAUUAUUUUGGGCAAGCUGUCGUUCGCAAUGGGCUCGUCUGACAUAUACCGGCAAUUCAAAGGCAAUCGUUUCGUCGGAACGUACUUCUUCCACCGACCAGGCCUGGUGGUAAUGGACCCAGAUUUGAUCCGCAGCAUCCUCGUCAAAGAUUUCUGGACCUUCCAAGACAGAGCAGUGCCAAUAAAUGAAAAUGAGCCCCUGAACCACCAUCUUUUCGUGUUACGAGGGGACAGAUGGCGGAGGCUACGAGUGAAGCUGACGCCCACAUUUACAUCUGGGAAAAUGAAGAUGAUGUUCCAGACGAUGGCGGACUGCGGCCGCGAGAUGGCGGAGGUGCUGGAGGGUGCGGCGACGCGCGGGGAGGCGCUGGAGAUGCGGGAGCUGAGCGCCCGCUACACCACCGACGUCAUCGCCUCCGUCGCCUUCGGCGUACAAGUCAACUGCCAGCGGGACCCGGAGAACGAGUUCCGCCAGUGGGGGCGGCGCAUCUUCUCGCAGGGUGUGCUGGACAUCCUCACCAUAAUCAUCUCCUCCAUACAUCCUAAACUGCCGACUUUACUAAGGAUGAAAAGUAGUUCUUCACUCGUCUCGGAGUACUUCCGCAGCAUGGUGAGAGAGACAGUGAAGUACAGGGAGGAGAACAACAUAACGAGGAACGACUUCAUGCAACUGAUGAUCCAACUGAAGAACAAGGGAAGCGUCGACGGCAGCAAGGGUGGAGAGCUGAAGGAUGCGGAAGCAGAUGGGGACAAACGUAAAACUUGCCAUUCUCUUUCAGAGUUAUCGAUCGACGACGUCGCAGCCCAGGCGUUCGUGUUCUUCAUCGCGGGUUUCGAGACCUCGUCAACCACCAUGAGCUUCGCCCUUCACGAGCUGGCUCACCACCCAGACAUCCAAGCGCGCCUGCAGGACGAGAUUGACUCAGUCCUUAAGCAGCACGAUGGCCAAGUCACCUACGAAGCAAUCAACAGUAUGUCCUACCUCGACAAAGUAGUCGCAGAGACCCUGAGAUUAUAUCCGCCAAUUGGAGGGCUGACCAGGGAAUGUAAUGCUGAGUACAAGAUCCCUGACAGCGAGGUAGUCCUGGACAAAGGAAUCUCUGUCACGAUACCUGUGUACGACCUGCACCACGACCCCGAGUUUUACCCGGACCCUGAGCGCUUCGACCCCGAGAGGUUCUCUGAGGAGCAGAAGGCCCAGAGGCACUCCUACGUCUACCUGCCGUUCGGAGAGGGCCCACGCAACUGCAUAGGUAUGCGAUUUGGAUUGUUACAAACGAAGGUCGGCCUUACGAACAUACUCUCAAACUAUAAGGCAGAACCAUGUGAGAAGACCGUUCGCCAUUUGUCCUUUGAACCCAGAUCUAUCAUCCUCACACCGGAAAGUGGUAUACAGCUGAGACUGAGCAAGAGAAACAAAGUAUAG
Molecule: messenger RNA, 1584 nt
Organism: Schistocerca piceifrons (Central American locust)
Lineage: Eukaryota; Metazoa; Arthropoda; Insecta; Orthoptera; Acrididae
Product: probable cytochrome P450 6a14
Exons: 7
Coding region: 1-1584 (527 amino acids)
Molecular function (GO): oxidoreductase activity, acting on paired donors, with incorporation or reduction of molecular oxygen; heme binding; iron ion binding
Source: RefSeq, a predicted model, not a curated record